AGUCUUCAUCUUGCAAAGUGAUUCAGAAUGAAAUGGAUGGGGCUGACAUAUUAACCUAACUAACUGUCCUCUGGUGUGUGUGAGUAAUAGAUAGAUCAUCUCGGACACGUCUAGCGCAACAACAACCAGAAUGGAGGAAGAGUCGGGAGAGAAUGGGGUUUUUCUUAGUCAGUUAGCAAGCUAACGAGCUAGCCAGUAGCAUCAGUAGCAGCUAGCUAAUCAUUAAAAUAGCAGUUCUCAAGGUAACUAAGUAACGUUACUUACAGGGAAAUGUAUUUUCUCUACACAAUUAUCGCAUCUCUAGUUUCGUUUUUCAUUUUAAAAUGUAUGAAAAAGAGGAGGUAUUGCACCGAUCUGAAAAGACUUGAUGGCAAAACCGUUCUUGUUACAGGUGGGAAUUCUGGCAUUGGCAAGGAGACAGCUGUUGCUUUGGCAAUGAGAGGUGCCCGUGUCGUCAUUGCUUGCAGAGACCUGGACAAGGCUGAGAAGGCUGUGAGGGAGAUUAAGUUCAAGAGUCACAGUCUGAACGUCCUUCACAUGGAGCUGGAUCUGGCCAAUCUGUGCUCUGUACGGGAAUUCUGUAAGAACUUUCUCCACAGAGAGAAGAGGCUAGAUAUCCUGAUCAAUAAUGCAGCCAUGCCCAGUGUCCUUGACUGGACGGAUGACGGCUUCAGCAUGUGUUUUGGGGUCAACCACUUGGGUCACUUCCUCCUGACCAAUCUGCUUCUGCCUCGACUGAAGGAAUGUGCCCCCAGCCGGGUGGUCACCCUCACGUGCUCCAGCUACAAAUACCAGAAACUGGACUUCCAGGACCUAAACUACAACCUGCUGCCCUUCUUCACCUACUGCCGCAGCAAGCUGGCCAACAUCUACUUCAGCCAGGAACUGGCCCGCAUCACUGAAGGGAAAGGAGUGACCUGCUACGCUGUGCACCCUGGCUUCGUCCAUAGUGGGUGGACGUGCCACUACUCCAUCCUGUUCCGGAUGCUGAUGCAAGUGGUCAUGUGGAUGUUUUUUGUGCCAUGUGAGAUUGGAGCUCAGACUGUCAUCUACUGUGUUGUGUCAGAUGAAGCUGCCAAGCACAGUGGGGGUUACUUUGUCGACUGCCGACCCGCCACUCUGCGUCCUUUUGCAAGAGACGCUGGUGUGGCAAAAAAAUUGUGGGAGGCCAGUGAGAGACUGGUGAAACUGGCCUGACAUUGGAAGCUGUGGAAAAUAUUUUUUGUUUUUACAUGUUUUUUUCAUAAAUAUUUCAUUGUUUACAAAGCAACUGUAAUGUCUUUUGAUGAGCUUGUGUAGUUUUUUCCCAUGUUAUCAGUUUAUCAGUCUACAAAUAAAGUCUUGCUUUACUGUGUUUAUCACA
This is a messenger RNA of Monopterus albus (swamp eel), 1363 nucleotides long. Its product is annotated as retinol dehydrogenase 14. Lineage: Eukaryota; Metazoa; Chordata; Actinopteri; Synbranchiformes; Synbranchidae. Bases 271 to 1197 code for a protein of 308 amino acids. The record is from RefSeq and is a predicted model, not a curated record. The transcript has 5 exons.